GUAUAAAAGCUCGGAGCUUUUGCGCCGUUUGUAACAUUCGGUGACCGAUAAUCUUCUGAGACUCAAGCCUUUUUGUUCGGCCAAAAGAGAACGAAAAUUAAUCACUGCGCCGACAUGGCUUCCAUUCGCCUUAUCCUGACUAUUGCUGUUAUCAUGGUAGUUUUCGUCAUCAGCGCAAAUGCUGGCUACAAAAAACCACCCUUCAACGGUAGCAUAUUCGGCAAACGAUCGAGCACUGUAACUGAUUACGAAAUUACCAGCCGCGCUCUAUCAGCUAUUUGUGAGGUCGCCAGUGAAACCUGCACCGCUUGGCUAUCUCAUCAAGAUUCCAACUAAAGAUGAAAAAUCUAUCAACAUAAUCCACGAUUUUCGCUGACUGAUCAAUCCGUGAAACAAUGUAACUGACCGAAUUAAAAUACUCGUAAACAUGCGCUUAAAAAUUCGUCACAUUGUCCUCUAUCAAUAACCGUUACAUCAUGUCUAAUCAUAAACUUUAUAUCUAAAUAAAAUUUGUAAUGGUUUAUGCUUCCACAAUUUAGCUCUGUUUAUGAGAAGCAUUCUAAAUAAAGUAUUAUGAUUUCAUCAA
Solenopsis invicta (red fire ant) is the source of this 586-nucleotide messenger RNA. It is a transcript of the gene SIFa, whose product is annotated as SIFamide-related peptide. The transcript is spliced from 3 exons. The coding region runs from base 115 to 336 and encodes 73 amino acids. The record is from RefSeq and is a predicted model, not a curated record. Lineage: Eukaryota; Metazoa; Arthropoda; Insecta; Hymenoptera; Formicidae.